This is a messenger RNA of Mobula hypostoma (lesser devil ray), 9538 nucleotides long. RefSeq names its product STE20-like kinase a (gene slka). Lineage: Eukaryota; Metazoa; Chordata; Chondrichthyes; Myliobatiformes; Myliobatidae. The record is from RefSeq and is a predicted model, not a curated record. Gene Ontology annotation, biological process: protein phosphorylation. Bases 598 to 4149 code for a protein of 1183 amino acids. Gene Ontology annotation, molecular function: ATP binding; protein serine/threonine kinase activity. The transcript is spliced from 19 exons.
GAGGGGCGGCAGCAGCGUCUCCCGGCCUGGCGGCGCCUCUGUGGAGCUGACGACCCCAACGCCCGUAAGGCGGCGGGACAGCGGCCGCGCCCGGGGUAGGGUUCCCGGCUCCGAACGAUCCCAGACCGAGUGUGUAUUUGCGGCUGCAAUUUCCACAGAGCCACCAGGAACAACACGAGUACCUUCGGGACAAUCCGCAGUAACCAGGAUCACCGGCAGUGACCCGGAGUCAAGCGAUCACCGGGAGCGAUCCGGAGUAAAGCGAUCAUCGCCUAGUGAUCCGGAGUAAAACGGUCACUCGGAGUUAAACGAUUACCCGGAGCGAUCCGGAGUAAAACGAUCACCCGGUGUGAUUCAGGGUAAACGGGAUCACCAAGAAUGAUCCAGAUUCACCGCGAUCACCAGAAGUGAACCAGAGUAGAACGAUCUUCAGGGGUGAUCCGGAGUAAAACGAUCACUGGGAGUGAUCCGGAGAUAAACGACCCCUGGAGCGAUCUGGAAUAAAGCUUGAUAUCAAAGCCACCCGUUCGAGCCUCCUGAGCACUCCCGGGUGAAGCCCAGGCCUGGUGUUAUAGUCGGAACCUUGGAACGUCAAAAAUGGCUUUCUUUAACUUUCGGAAGAUUUUUAAGAUCGGCGGGGAGAAGAAGAAGAAACAGUUUGAACAUGUGAGGAAAGAUGUGAAUCCCGAGGAGAUCUGGGACAUCGUUGGCGAGCUUGGUGAUGGGGCAUUUGGCAAAGUCUAUAAGGCGCAGAACAAACAGACUGGAGUCCUUGCUGCUGCAAAGGUGAUUGAGACCAAGAGUGAGGAGGAGCUGGAAGAUUACAUUGUGGAGAUCGACAUCCUGGCAUCCUGCGACCACCAGCACAUUGUCAAGCUGCUCGAUGCGUUUUACUAUGAAAACAAGCUGUGGAUCCUGAUCGAGUUCUGCGCUGGAGGGGCUGUGGAUGCAGUCAUGUUGGAAUUGGAGAGGCCACUGACUGAACCCCAAAUUCGCGUCAUCUGCAAACACACCCUGGAAGCACUGAACUACCUGCACGAUAACAAAGUGAUCCACCGAGAUCUCAAGGCUGGGAACAUCCUGCUCACCAUGGAGGGUGAUGUGAAGCUAGCUGACUUUGGAGUCUCAGCGAAGAACAGCAGGACACUACAGCGAAGGGACUCCUUCAUUGGGACUCCUUACUGGAUGGCCCCUGAGGUGGUCAUGUGUGAGACAUCGAAGGACAAGCCCUAUGAUUACAAGGCUGACGUUUGGUCGCUGGGUGUCACUCUGAUUGAGAUGGCCCAGAUGGAGCCUCCACAUCAUGAGCUCAACCCCAUGAGAGUGCUGCUGAAAAUUGCUAAAGCCGACCCCCCCACCCUCGCUCAACCUUCUCGCUGGUCUCCCGAGUUCAAUGACUUCCUGAAGAAGGCAGUGGAGAAGAACGUGGAGCAGAGGUGGUCGUGCCAGCAACUGUUACAGCAUCCAUUUGUGGCGAAUGUCAACAGCAAUAAGCCAGUGAGGGAGCUGAUCGCAGAGGCGAAAGCAGAGGUAACGGAGGAGAUUGAGGAGAGCAAGGAGGAUGAAGAGGAAGAAGACUCAGAAAGUGCUGCGGCUCUGCCGGGACAUAAGCGUGCCGCCUCGGACAUCAGCACAGCCAGUUCCGAGGAUGAGAAACUCUCCCAGUCUCCGUCCAUCCUCGAGUCUGUCUCUGAGAAGAUGGAGACCGAGACCAUGGAGGAAAACACAGACAAGAGCAGCGACAAGCUGUCAGAUGAGGGGAUCGGCACCAGCGAAAGUGAGAAGCCUGAGAGUGACAGGAUGAUGGAGAAUAAUGUUUCUGAUGCCAGUAAUGAAGAGCUACAAGCAGGCAGCGAGAACCUGGAGCCUGCCGCACCUGAGGGAAAGUCUAAGAUCGAGGAGCCCAGCGCAGAGGUCCCAGUGGCUGAGAGCAGCACUGAAGAGACUCCAAAGGAAAGUGAGGCAUCUGAGAAUGUUAGAGAGCCACAAGAGGAAAAGGACACUAAGCUGGAAGGAGGAAAGGAAGACGGAGUGGAAAAGAAAGUGGGAGUGGUUGAGGGAGACGCUGAGAAAGGGGAUGAAGUAGCCAAGGCUAAACUGGCAGAGCAGGCCGGCGAAGUGGCCAAGGAAGAAGAUUCCACCAAUGUGGAAGAUGUUAGCCUGAAACCGAAAGAGAGUGACGUUUCAGCAGACGUGGAAAUGAGUGCUGGAGAUGGGGACCAGAAAGAAGCAGAGCAGGCUGUGAAUGCUCCAGCUGCCCCAGAAGUGAGUGCUGGAGACGAGGGCCAGAAGGCAGUCGAGCAGACUGUCAGUGUUCCAGCUGUUACGGGUGAAGAAAGAAAGCAAGAGGAGCCAUCCACAGACUUGGUGGAUGCUGCAGGAGUUCCCCUGAAGCAGGCUGUAACUGAGAAUCAUGUAAAACCAGAGGACACGUCUGAUACGGGUGUUGAGGCCAAGCUCCAGCAUGAAAUCAGGCCUUCCACAGCGGAAGGAGGGCCGAGUGGGGAAUUAAAUGAGGCACAGACUGUUGUUGAAUCCAGUGUGAAGGAAACUGAGAGUGUGAGCCAGAUGGACACAAAGCCAGAAACUACCUCUGAAAUCACUGACACUGUAGAGGUGAAGAAAGAAAAUUUAGAGCCUGUUCCUCAAUCGAAGAGCAUGAGUAAAGAGAAGGAGAAAGAUGCAGACUCUGGCAGCGGUUCGAUGGCUGACAGCAGCAGUAUCGAUCUGAAUCUGUCCAUAUCCACCUUCUUGUCUCGCAAUAAAGAAAGUGGAUCAAUAUCGCUGCAGGAAAUGAGGCAGCAGAAGAAGACACUGAAGAAGACUCGCAAGUUUAUGGUUGAUGGUGUGGAGGUCAAAGUGACAACAUCUAAAAUUGUGACGGACAAUGACAAAAACAAUGAAGAAAUGAGGUACCUCAGGCGACAGGAGCUGCGUGAGCUGAGGCUGCUACAGAAGGAGGAGCAACGCACACAGCAGCAACUCAGCAACAAGCUACAGCAGCAACGCGAGCAUAUCUUCCGCCGCUUUGAGCAGGAGAUGAUGAGUAAGAAGCGUCAAUACGACCAGGACAUCGAGAACCUGGAGCGGCAGCAGAAGCAGACCAUCGAGCGCCUUGAGCAGGAUCAUACAACCCGGCUGCGGGACGAAGCAAAGAGGAUUAAAUCCGAUCAGGAGAAGGAGCUUUCCAAGUUCCAGAGUAUGUUAAAGAAUCGCAAAAAGGAGGUUAAAAAUGAAGUGGAUAAACUUCCCAGAGAACAGAGAAAAGAGCAAAUGAAACGAAUCCGAGAGGAGCUCUCGCAGUCCUUGCAUGCUCAGGAGCAGGAAUUCCUGCAGAAACAGCAACAGGAGUUGGACGGGGCGCUGAAGAAGAUAAUCCACCAACACAAGCUGGAGCUGGCCACCAUUGAACGGGAAUGCCUCAACAACAAGCAGCAGAUGAUGCGAGCGAAGGAGGCGGCGAUAUGGGAGGUGGAGGAGCGGCACCUGCAGGAGAAGCAUCAGCUUCUGAAACAGCAGCUGAAGGACCAGUACUUCAUGCAGAGGCACCAGCUCCUGAAACGGCACGAGAAGGAAAUGGAGCAGAUGCAGAGAUACAACCAACGUCUUAUUGAGGAGCUGAAGAAUCGGCAAACCCAGGAGAGAGCCAGGUUGCCCAAAAUCCAACGCAGUGACGCCAAGACACGCAUGGCCAUGUUCAAAAAGAGUCUGCGCAUUGGCUCCUCGAGUUCACCUGAACAGGAUCGGGAGAAGAUUAAACAGUUCGCCAGCCAGGAAGAGAAGAGGCAGAAAAACGAGAGACUCCAGCAGCACCAGAAACACGAGAACCAAAUGAGGGAUCUACAGCUCCAGUGUGAUGCCAACAUCCGGGAAUUACAGCAGCUCCAGAAUGAGAAAUGUCACUUGCUGAUCGAACACGAGACGCACAAACUGAAGGAGGUGGAUGAGGAGCACUGUCAGGAACUGAAGGAGUGGAGAGACAAGCUCAGGCCCAGGAAGAAGGCGCUAGAGGAAGAAUUUGCUCGCAAGCUGCAGGAGCAAGAAGUCUUCUUCAGGAUGAGUGGAGAGUCAGAAUGCCUCAACCCGUCGGCACAGAGCCGGAUUUCCAAGUUCUACCCUGUCCCGAGCCUGCACUCCACAGGGUCCUAAGUCCUGGGGCUCCUGGUAACCUUUCUCUUCCAGUAUAACAGAUCCAUCUAGUAGUGCUGACUCAGUAAACUGCAGCAAGUGCUCUGGCUGCCUCUCUACCACCUUGGAGUUUGGACACAAUCAGCAUGUGCGUGACUGUUGGGAUUGAAAUCUCUUGCCUUAUGGGAUAGCUUGUGUUGAAGGUGCUGGAGAAAUUGUGUGUCUUCAUCUGCCACCAGCCAGAGAGUGGUAUCACAUCCUCAAGGAUGUUCUGCAACACUCUUCACUGACCUGUGAGCACAGGGAGAGGAGCCACUGGUCGGCAGUAACUCUCCAGAGAGGAGGGCAGUGUGUGAUGGGAUCUCUGGGAGUGGGUACCACCAGGCUCGGUGCAUGGCUGCUCUGUUCAGUCAGUGUUCAAGAUCUCUGCAUCACUGAGGAACUCAGAGAGAACUGAGGACUUUCAAAGCCCCACACCUGUGAUUUGCAUCUACUCCACUUAUUUCCUCUCCCGUUCUGAAUGGAGGUGCCGAGGAGCUCCUUAGGACAAGGUGCAUGCUUGCGACUCAGUGCCCAGCGGUUCAGACAGUGCUGGGCGCUGGGUGGCUCCCCAGAUGGGUGACGGGGUCUUGCAGGAACUGUGUCAGCAUUUUACAGGUGAGGCCCUUCAUUCUAGACCAUAGACUCUGCCCGACCCUGGUUCUGUUGUCCUGUGAAACGGGAUGUACUUCCUAAUGUCAUCAGCACCCCCAACCCCACACACAGGUCUAUCCAACCUCAGAGUGUCCAUGGGCACGGGGACCCUCACAGUCUGUCCAACCCCAGAGUGUCCAUGGGGACGGGGAACCUCACAGUCUGUCCAACCUCAGAGUGUCCAUGGGGACGGGGACCCUCACAGUCUGUCCAACCUCAGAGUGUCCAUGGGGACGGGGACCCUCACAGUCUGUCCAACCUCAGAGUGUCCAUGGGGACGGGGACCCUCACAGUCUGUCCAACUUCAGAGUGUCCAUGGGGACGGGGUCCCUUAGAGUUAUGGCAAAUGAAGCCCAAACAACUUCCUGCUGUGGGGGCCUGCACUACUGUUGUGGCUGUCUGCUCUGGGGGUUCACACUGUUGAGUCUCCCUGCUCUGGGGGUUCACACUGUUGAGGAGUCUCCCUGCUCUGGGGGUUCACACUGUUGAGGAGUCUCUCUGCUCUGGGGGUUCACACUGUUGAGGAGGCUCUCUGCUCUGGGGGUUCACACUGUUGAGGAGUCUCUCUGCUCUGGGGGGGGCUCCCUGCUCUGGGGGUUCACACUGUUGAGGAGGCUCCCUGCUCUGGGGGUUCACACUGUUGAGGAGUCUCCCUGCUCUGGGGGUUCACACUGUUGAGGAGUCUCCCUGCUCUGGGGGUUCACACUGUUGAGGAGUCUCUCUGCUCUGGGGGUUCACACUGUUGAGUCUCCCUGCUCUGGGGGUUCACACUGUUGAGGAGUCUCUCUGCUCUGGGGGUUCACACUGUUGAGGAGUCUCUCUGCUCUGGGGGUUCACACUGUUGAGGAGUCUCUCUGCUCUGGGGGUUCACACUGUUGAGGAGUCUCUCUGCUCUGGGGGUUCACACUGUUGAGUCUCCCUGCUCUGGGGGUUCACACUGUUGAGGAGUCUCUCUGCUCUGGGGGUUCACACUGUUGAGGAGUCUCUCUGCUCUGGGGGUUCACACUGUUGAGGAGUCUCUCUGCUCUGGGGGUUCACACUGUUGAGGAGUCUCUCUGCUCUGGGGGUUCACACUGUUGAGGAGUCUCUCUGCUCUGGGGGUUCACACUGUUGAGGAGUCUCCCUGCUCUGGGGGUUCACACUGUUGAGGAGUCUCCCUGCUCUGGGGGUUCACACUGUUGAGUGUCUCUGCUCUGGGGGUUCACACUGUUGAGGAGUCUCUCUGCUCUGGGGGUUCACACUGUUGAGUCUCCCUGCUCUGGGGGUUCACACCGUUGAGGAGUCUCUCAGCUCUGGGGGUUCACACCGUUGAGGAGUCUCUCAGCUCUGGGGGUUCACACUGUUGAGUCUCCCUGCUCUGGGGGUUCACACUGUUGAGUCUCCCUGCUCUGGGGGUUCACACUGUUGAGGAGUCUCUCUGCUCUGGGGGUUCACACUGUUGAGGAGGCUCUCUGCUCUGGGGGUUCACACUGUUGAGUCUCUCUGCUCUUGGGGUUCACACUGUUGAGGAGUCUCCCUGCUCUGGGGGUUCACACUGUUGAGUCUCCCUGCUCUGGGGGUUCACACUGUUGAGGAGUCUCCCUGCUCUGGGGGGGCUCCCUGCUGUGGGGGGACUCCCUGCUGUAGGAUCUUGCGGAGUUGCGGAGGGCUCGUGCUGCUGCGUGGGACGGGGUGAAGCUGCGCUGGAGGGAUGUUCCCGGGCACCUGCUGCCUUUGUUCUUAUGGCAGAGCUCGUGGUUUGCAGCAGCCUGGUGAGUGACUGCCGUGAGUUCACCUGCAGCCUCUCAGUGUAUUGGUGACGGGGUGGGUGUACCAAUCACCUUAACCAUAUAAUCAGCACUACACUAUUAAACUACCAUUGCAUUUCACUAAAUAGCCACUUCUGUAUAUAGAUGACCGUCACUACAUUAGUGAAGCACCAGUACACUUAGUGCUCAAUGAGUUGGGAACUAACCAGGGCAGCACUGUCAAUGUGAGUUUAAGGUGCUUCGAAAAUUCUUAAUGCACUGUUCAAAGACAGAGGGGCUGAGUCCUGCCAUCCGUCACGUUAGUGAGUGCUUACGAGAUCCCUUCUGAGUUUCAGUGUGGUUUAAGCUUUAAUAUGACCUACAACUCAUCUUGAUGCAAUUCUGUUCACCUCUAACCCCUGUUCACCGCCCCCCCACCCUUCACCUCAGUGUGACGUCACCCCCCACCCUUCACCUCAGUGUGACGGGUCACUCCCGACCCUUCCCCUCAGUCUGUGGAAGAACACGUUGCACAAGGAGUUCACUCCAGGCAUUCCCUACUCUGUGGCAGACACUAUCCCUGGGUUAUCCCAAUGGAUGAAGUGUUGCUUUGACAUAUUCCUCUGUGCGUGGUGAUGGUGAAGCCCACACACUCCUGGGCUCUAGCAGGGUCGGAGAGUGUAAAGCUGCUGAGGUUAGACCCCCAUGUGGACACAUUAAUCAUUGUGAAUGAUUUGUCGCUGUGCGUCAGUACGAGGCAUCGAAUGGCAGAGAAACAGGUGGACUGGCCAGCCCCAUGCACAAAGAACACAGUCAAACCCAUCUCAGAAAAGAGAAAAUUCCUACAGCACUUGUGUGCUGCUGGUCAGUUGCUGGACAAAUUCUGUGUGUCUCAUGAGGACAUGUGACUGACUGGACAGCCUCAGUGACUACCCCAACUCAGCAAAUGUGAAGAUGGAUUGGUCACUAGAUGAGUUUCAGUGGGGUUUUUCAAAUUUGAGAGGUAGAGAGUUCAAGCUGAAUGCUGUUCCCUUUGUCUGCAAGUCUGAUCCCUUUCUACCUCUUGUAAGUUUGUGCUCCCCAGUCUGGACCUCCCGACUUUUAUCUCUUCCAAGGAAAACAAACUUAGCCUCUCAAAGCAACACACACAAAAUGCCGGAGGAACUCAGCAAGUGCGGGAGCAUCUGUGGAAGGGAAUAAACAGUUAAUAGUUUGGGCCAAGACCCUUCAUCAGGAUCUACCCUCUCCUAGUUUCUACUUGUAACUGAAACACUCCAUCCCAGGCAAUAAGCAGGCAGACUAUCACAUCCUUCCUAUGAAGCGGUGACCAGAACUGCACACGGUGCUCUAGCUGUGGCCUGAUACACCUUACUGCUGUAUUCUGCUCCCAGCUAAUGAAGGCAAGCAUCCCAGCAUCAUGUAUACCUUCCUUAGCAACCUGCCCACCUGUGCUGUUGCCUGCAUGGUUCCUUGGACUUAUACAUCAAGCUCCCUCUGUCAGGACUUCCCAUAUCAUUAACUGAGUCUAUCAGUACUUUCAUCUCUUCAGGAUUAAAGUCCAUCCGUUCCGACACUACACAUCUUCCCAACUGAUCAACAUCGUUCUCUAGCCGAAGGUUCCCUUCCCCACUGUGUCUGCAGAUCUUCCACAUUCAUAGCCAGAUAACUAAUAGUCAGGAUCCCAGCACCGAUCCCUGCGUACACCGUGAGUCACAGGAAUCCACCCACAAUAUCACCCUCAACCUUCACUCUCUGCCUCUUAUUACCAAGACAAUGUUGGAUCCAUUUUGUCAAAUUGCCUUGAGUUCCCUGGACAUUGCCUUUUGGAUUGGUCUCCCAUGUCAGAGGCCUCAAAACUGUCAAUCUAAGUGUAGAGGCGCUUCUCUCUGUGUCCAUCCUGUGCUGUUCCUUCUUUUGGACUGUGUGGCAGGAUAGUACAGGUACUCAGUACGUCAGGCAGCAUCUAUGGAGAGAAAUAAAGAGUCAAUGUUUUUGGCCAAGAGCCCUCACCAGGAUCAACAUCUGCAGAAUCUUUUGUGUUUAGGACAGAAUAGGGGAAGUUAGUUACUCUGUGUCCAACCCUAGGACAGUAUAAAUGCGUGUAGAGGGAGCUUCGCUCCAUCUGAUCCAUUCAUUUCAUACCCUGUAAGGAUGUACCAGGACAGUGUGAUGGGAUCUUCACUUUCCUGACCCUAGCUGACAGUGUUUGAUGGCAUUAAGUUGAGUCGGCUUUACACUGUAUACAACUUACAUUUUCUCGCCCUGCUGUGGGAAUAUGUAGUGAGACGGUGUAGAGAACCUUUUACUCUGUACUAAUCUGUAAUGAUUCCAGCUGGGAGUACUUUUGCACCCAUAUCCACACCAAUCAUGAGAAAUGGAACUGAAGUGUAAUUUCGCUGUGCUGAGGAGUGUGAACUGACUGGAUGCUGAGCUCUGUGAAAUUUGCUGCUGCCCCUGUUACCCAGGCCUCACCUGUAGAUGUUCCAUUGACUUAACAAUUUCACCAAACAAAAGUUGAAAUGAAUUAUGUUUUAAGAAUGUUUUAAACUUGCUUCUGAACACUAUGAUUGUCAUUUAUGAGAUAAAGGAACAUUUCCCACAAAUAUUCAUGUGAUCACCUCCGCAGUAUUGAAACAGAUUCUUGUUUUCUUUCUGAAUUCUUGGCUGUUCAGGGUCUGUCACCUUCAAUCCUGCAGCUUAUCAUUGAACUAAAUCUUAACAUCAGCCCUAAGCGAACCAGAAGGUUAAUCACAUAUCCUGCCUCCUGGACUGCCAGGAUGUUACUUAUACUGUCAACUAUAGUGUCUAUAUUUCUGAUUGUAACUAUAACAUAUGAAGGCUUUGCUACAGCUUUAUAUAUUAAAAGUUUUAAUAUCUAGGGCUUCCUUUGUUAAACUAUGAAGAAAACUUAUUUAUGUGGAUAUGAAGUUCUACAUAAAGUGAUAAUGAAACUUUGUGUGGAAAUAUUUACAAUUGUAAAUAAAGUGAUU